This is a messenger RNA of Closterium sp. Naga37s-1, 975 nucleotides long. The record is from the annotation of a GenBank genome assembly. Lineage: Eukaryota; Viridiplantae; Streptophyta; Zygnematophyceae; Desmidiales; Closteriaceae.
AUGCGGUUCGCUGGCGUAUGCAUCGUGCUACUCUGGGAGCACAACCACAAGGCCUACGAGAUUGUGACGUGCUACAAGUUCCCGUUUUGCCUGUUUUUCCUCGCCGACAUUCUCGCGGACAUGAAUGACCUCAACCGUUGCUUCCAGAAGCGCAAGCUGGAUGUGACAGAGAUUGCGAAGACCAUUGAGUUCACCACGGAGGAUCUGACGGAGCGGUACUUGACGAACGGAAAACCUUUCGGAGGAGAGGGCAAGAGCUGGCUGUUCAACUUUCUCAAGCUCCACAAAGAGGGUGGAGGCAAGCAGGUCCGGGUGCAAGGCGUGGAUGGGGAGGGACGCCCAAUCAACCACCUCUACACCAUGCACGAGAGGAAGCUGAGGGGGCACAAGCAGGGAAGCACCUACGCCGAUUGCGUGAAGCUGUGCCGCAACUUCGCCCGGGAUUGCGUGGACAACCAGAACGCCCGGCUGGACGACCUGGGGAAGCUGGGACCGACGAAGCUGUUCCGGGCGGGGAAGUGGCCGAAAAUCAAGGCUCAGCGAGAGAAGAAGUGCCGUGAGUGGCUGCAGGGAUGCAGCCAGCCUUUUCGCAACAAGCUACCUGGAUUCGACCUCAAGGCAGCAAAGAGAGAACUCCCGACAUUCUGUGCGAUCAUGGAGACACACCACGAGCUGGAGAGCUUCUCGCAGGGCCUGACCAACUUUCUCAGCAGUGCAGACUCCAAGAGGUAUCGCUCUGCUCUGGCCAAUGUUCUGGCUGUGGCAGAGAGGGACUGGAAGGGCAAGCAGAAGGAGGACGAAGUGGCUGCUAGAGCUGCGGGGGAGAACGGGGAUGAGGGGGAGGAGGAGGAGGAUGAAGUGGAGCAGGACCUGGGCGACAAUCAAGAGCUCGUGGGGGAGGAGGAGGACAACCCCUUCCUGUCGGACGAUGAGGACGUGGAGGAGGUGUAUCACAUUGACAUGCCCGUGCACUAG